This is a messenger RNA of Nipponia nippon (crested ibis), 1089 nucleotides long. It is a transcript of the gene PCBP3, whose product is annotated as poly(rC) binding protein 3. Gene Ontology annotation, molecular function: RNA binding. The record is from RefSeq and is a predicted model, not a curated record. Lineage: Eukaryota; Metazoa; Chordata; Aves; Pelecaniformes; Threskiornithidae.
AUGCCCUUUUCUGGUGCAACCGGACCCUCUGAGGAAUCACUCUGGAGCUCGAGGCCAGCCUGCAGGGAAAUGGAGUCAAAAGUCUCCGAAGGCGGCCUGAACGUCACCCUCACCAUCCGGCUGCUGAUGCAUGGCAAGGAAGUUGGAAGCAUCAUUGGAAAGAAAGGAGAGACUGUGAAGAAGAUGCGUGAGGAGAGCGGGGCAAGGAUCAACAUCUCAGAGGGGAACUGCCCUGAGCGAAUUGUGACCAUCACCGGCCCCACUGAUGCCAUCUUCAAGGCUUUCGCCAUGAUUGCCUACAAAUUUGAGGAGGACAUAACCAAUUCAAUGAGCAACAGCACUGCUACCAGCAAACCUCCGGUGACGCUGAGACUGGUCGUGCCAGCUAGUCAGUGCGGCUCGCUGAUCGGCAAAGGAGGCUCCAAGAUCAAGGAAAUCAGGGAGUCAACAGGUGCUCAGGUUCAAGUGGCGGGGGACAUGCUCCCCAACUCCACGGAGCGGGCGGUGACAAUCUCGGGGACACCCGACGCAAUUAUCCAGUGUGUCAAACAGAUCUGUGUGGUGAUGCUGGAGUCCCCACCAAAAGGUGCCACCAUUCCCUACCGCCCAAAGCCCGCCUCCACCCCUGUCAUUUUUGCAGGUGGUCAGGCCUAUACAAUUCAGGGACAAUACGCUAUUCCACACCCGGAUCAGUUGACCAAGCUCCACCAGUUGGCUAUGCAGCAAACCCCCUUUACUCCCCUUGGACAGACCACCCCCGCUUUCCCUGGAGAAAAGCUGCCCUUACAUUCCUCCGAAGAAGCUCAAAAUCUGAUGGGCCAAUCAUCAGGUUUGGAUGCCAGUCCCCCGGCCAGUACUCAUGAACUCACCAUUCCCAAUGAUCUAAUAGGCUGCAUAAUCGGACGCCAAGGGACCAAAAUCAAUGAAAUUCGGCAGAUGUCAGGAGCGCAGAUCAAAAUCGCCAAUGCUACGGAAGGGUCAUCAGAGCGCCAAAUUACCAUCACAGGAACCCCUGCAAACAUCAGCCUCGCGCAGUACCUCAUCAACGCCAGGCUGACGUCUGAGGUCACUGGAAUGGGCGCACUCUAA